Cannabis sativa is the source of this 2387-nucleotide messenger RNA. RefSeq names its product tRNA-dihydrouridine(47) synthase [NAD(P)(+)]-like. Gene Ontology annotation, biological process: tRNA processing. Gene Ontology annotation, molecular function: flavin adenine dinucleotide binding; metal ion binding; RNA binding. The record is from RefSeq and is a predicted model, not a curated record. The transcript has 10 exons. Lineage: Eukaryota; Viridiplantae; Streptophyta; Magnoliopsida; Rosales; Cannabaceae. The coding region runs from base 110 to 2197 and encodes 695 amino acids.
AUCAAAAACCCUAUCAGUCUCAGAACCUCAAAUAAUAAAACCCUUGUGGAGUUUCGCCUGAAUUUUUUUUAGGAAGCCACCGAGUUCACUCAAAACUCGGAAAUACGCCAUGGACGAGUCACCAGCCGACGUUCAACUCGUUCACGAACCUAAGGACUCUGCUACUCCAGUAGUGGAGGCCUCGAACGGGCAGCCAGAGUAUAGAACACCGGAAGAGCUCGUUGCCAAGGCUAUCGCUCCGGUUAAGCGAGAGUUUCUUCGUCCUCCUCCGGUUCGACCUGUUUCGAACAGUAACGAAGACGGUGCCGCUUCGGAGUCGAAGGAGAAGCCUGCUCAGCCUAGUGUUGGUAAGGAGAAAAAGUCUAAGCGCCAAGCCAAACGUGACCGCCUCCAGCAACAAAAGUCUACUUCAAAUAUCUGCCCUGAGGUUGCAAAGACAGGAGAUCCUAGUUCUUGUCCAUAUAGUGAUAAAUGCCGUUUCAGCCAUGAUGUGGAGGCUUUCAAGGAUCAGAAACUUGAGGACUUGGAGGGGGAAUGUCCUUUUGUUACUGCUGAAGAACCAUGCCCUUAUGGUUUGGCAUGUAGAUUUUUGAGUACACAUCCGGAAGGUGUUUCUGGAAUGAAAAGCACUCGAAGGAAUAGCUCGGAGGUGAAUGGAUUGAGAAAAGAUGUUCAAAGGUUGUUGUGGAAAAAUAAAAUGAAGUUCCCAAAAGCAGAUGCCAAAGUUAAAGCUCUUGGACUCAUGGGACCGGCCAAUUCUAAAGCCAAGAUUUCAGAAAAUAAGGAUGGUGAUGAUGUCAUUACUGCAAAUAAUUGUGAUGCUGCCAAUGGAAAUGGCUCCAAUGCAUUGGUUGAUGCUACAGAAAUUGAAAAGUCUGCUGUAUUAGAAGAAAACAAAGAUGUUGAAGAUCCAUCUGAAUCCAAUGAAUCACGGCCAUUAAAGAAACCAAAAUGUGUAGAUGCGGAAGAUUGUUGUGACAAAGUAGAAGGUGGAGGUGUAAGUGGCACUGAGAAUGUUGUAUGUGAAAGCUCCAAACAACCAGAAGCAGAUUCUACUGCUGAAAUUUUAACCCCAGAAACUGAUGGAAGCCUGAAAGUACACCCUCGCGAAAAGAAGAUUAUUGACUUUAGAGAUAAGUUGUAUCUUGCUCCUCUAACUACAGUUGGGAAUCUUCCUUUUAGAAGGGUUUGCAAAGUCUUAGGGGCCGAUGUGACUUGUGGUGAAAUGGCCAUGUGUACCAAUCUUUUGCAGGGUCAAGCAUCAGAGUGGGCAUUGUUACGGCGACAUGUGUCUGAGGAUCUGUUUGGUGUACAAAUAUGUGGAGCAUUCGCAGACACGGUCUCACGUGCUGUUGAACUUAUAGAACAGGAAUGCUCACUAGACUUUAUUGAUAUAAAUAUGGGGUGCCCCAUUGAUCUUGUUUGUAACAAGGGUGCUGGAUCUGCUCUUCUCAUGAAGCCAAUGCGAAUGAAAGGAAUUAUAGAAGCAGCUUCUGGCACAAUGGAAAAACCUUUAACUGUUAAGGUGCGGACAGCCUACUUUGAAGGGAAAAAUCGUAUUGAUUCACUUAUUGCAGACAUGGGAAACUGGGGUGCCAGUGCAGUAACAAUUCAUGGUCGAUCAAGACAGCAACGCUAUAGCAAGCUUGCAGAUUGGGAAUAUGUAUACCAGUGUGCCAAUAAAGCCCCUGAUACAUUGCACGUAUUGGGAAAUGGAGAUAUUUUCUCGUAUCUGGACUGGAACAAACGCAAGGUUGAUUGCCCCAAGCUGUCUACCUGCAUGAUUGCUCGAGGAGCGCUAGUUAAGCCUUGGUUAUUUACUGAAAUCAAAGAGCAAAGGCACUGGGACAUUAGCUCUGGAGAACGACUUGAUAUUCUAAAGAAGUUUGUUCGGUUUGGCCUUGAGCAUUGGGGUUCAGACACAAAAGGUGUGGAGACAACUAGGCGUUUCCUUCUAGAAUGGCUUAGCUACACAUGUAGAUACGUACCCGUUGGUCUUCUUGAGGUCAUCCCGCAACGACUGAACUGGAGACAGCCAUCCUACUUCGGCCGUAAUGACCUUGAGACACUGAUGGCUUCUGAUUCUGCAGUGGAUUGGAUUAGGAUUUCAGAAAUGUUACUUGGCAAAGUUCCGGAAGAUUUCACAUUUGCACCUAAGCACAAGUCUAAUGCAUAUGAUAGAGCAGAAAAUGGCUAAUGCUGUUGCAGAGAAGAGAUCACAGUCACUAUUGUCUUAGGUAUUUAGAGUUAUAUUUAUCAUCAUAUCAUUCAUAAAUUAUGCCCUGUUGCAACGAAGCAAAACAAUAGUUUGCUUUGUUAGAUUUUGUAUUUGAAUGAGAGUUCAUUUCUAAAAAAUAAUUGGAAAAAAAAAAAACAUUUUAUUAUUA